Molecule: messenger RNA, 2900 nt
Organism: Trichosurus vulpecula (common brushtail)
Lineage: Eukaryota; Metazoa; Chordata; Mammalia; Diprotodontia; Phalangeridae
Gene: FAABTP
Product: transmembrane protein 19
Exons: 7
Coding region: 567-1580 (337 amino acids)
Cellular component (GO): membrane
Source: RefSeq, a predicted model, not a curated record
GGAGCCGGGGCUCGGGCUGGCUUCAGGAGCCUGCGCUUCUUCUUCCUGAUGCAGCCAAGGGCCUUCCAGUAGGUGAGCAGCACCCGCCGGGGGUGGAGGGUGGGGGCGGGGGCCAGCUGGGUACCCCGGCUCCAACCCCACAGCCGCGGCGCGCGGGCCCCGGGUGCCCUGCGCAGAGCGCGCGCCCGGGUACACCCGCGGCGCUGCAGGUCGGGGGCUCUGACUCCUCCUCCCACCUGCCCCUGCCUCGGGCCGGGGGGCGUGGGAAGAAGCCGCCUUUGAGGUUGCCCCAAGAGGGGGCCUCAGGGCGCACCCCCCGCACCUCCGCUUCCCUCCUGAGCCCAGUCUGGUUGGUUGCAGGAGAUGUCCUUGCCCCCUUUCCUUGGGGAGGCGUGGGGGGACCCCUUACCUCCUUCCUGGGGCGUCCAGAUAUGACGCUAAUGCUCAGGUUCGAGCUCUUACCUCUGCCUCAGUGGCUGCGUUUUCCUCCUGGACUCUGCUGCGUUUCCAAUCUGAGAAUCGAUUUUGAACAGCGGUAGCUGCAGGUGAUCGCUUUCUUAUAUUCCAUGAAAGAUCUCACUGAGGCCAAUAUAUGCAAAGGAUAUUUAAAAAUGAUGACUAAUAUAGUUAUCCUGAGCCUGAUUCUUUUCAUUUCUUUAUCUUUCUGGAUUAUGUCCAUGACUGCAAGCACCUAUUAUGGUUCCUUGCACCCUAUUUCUCCGUGGCGCUGGCUGUUUUCUGUGAUAGUUCCUGUUUUGAUUGCAUUUAAUGGCUUAAAAAAGAAGAGUCUGGACCACAGUGGUGCCUUGGGAGGUGUAGUAGUUGGAUUUAUCUUGACCAUCGCAAAUCUGAGCUUUUUUACUUCUUUGAUGACAUUUUUCAUUUCUUCCUCAAAACUCACCAAGUGGAAAGAAGAAGAAAAGAAGCGUGUAGAUCCUGAAUAUAAAGAAGGGGGACAGAGAAAUUGGAUUCAGGUUUUCUGUAAUGGAGCUGUACCUACAGAGCUGGCAUUGCUCUACAUGAUAGAAAAUGGGCCAGGUGAAAUUUGCAUUGAUUUCUCCAGACAAUACACCGCUUCCUGGAUGUGUUUGUCUCUCUUGGCUUCCUUGGCCUCCUCUGCAGGAGAUACAUGGGCUUCAGAAAUUGGCUCUGUUGCAAGUACUACCCAGCCACGGCUGAUAACAACCUGGCAAAGAGUUCCAAUUGGUACCAAUGGAGGGGUCACUGCAGUAGGCUUUCUCUCCAGCUUUCUCGGUGGGUCCUUGGUGGGCAUGGCCUUCUUCUUCACGCAGCUGAUUUUUGUGAAUGAUUUGGAAUCUUCUGCUCCCCAAUGGCCAGUUGUUGCAUUUGCAGGAAUGGCUGGCUUAUUGGGAUCGGUUAUUGACUCAUACUUAGGAGCGACAAUGCAGUACUCUGGUUGGGAUGAAAGUACCCGCUCCGUUGUCAGUCAGCCAACUGGUGAGACAAAAUACAUAUCGGGGAAGCCAAUUCUUGAUAACAAUGCUGUGAACCUGUUUUCUUCCAUACUCAUCGCUCUCUUGCUUCCUAGUGCAGCAUGGGCUCUCUGGCCCAUAGAAUGAACUGUUGUCGAUUUCCAUUGUUUGGAGACCAAGAUUGAGUCUAAAUUGAACUUUGUAAUUCCAAGAUUUAACCUCAAAACAAUCAUUUGACCCAUUCCACUUGUAGGGAUUUAAUUGAUUUUGCAUUUUAUCUUCCCAUAAUCAUAAGCUUCAUGCAACAACUGGAAACAUUCCAGGAAAGAAAAUUCAACAGGAAAAAAGCAAAAAACAAGCAUAUCUUCCAGGACCUGAGCAUGCAGCUUUCAAAUUGAAUGGAGCUGUUAGAGCAAAAAGAGAAGUCUUUUCUAUUGGCUUCUGGAGCUGAAAACAUACUCCUUCUGUGGCAUCCUUGGAAUUUGGUCAACAUAGAAUGGGGAACCAGAAAUUGCAUGAAGAAGUCUAACCUGACUCUCAUACCAAAACACUGCUCUGUCUGCUACUGGCUUACUAUAUCCAUUUGCAGUAAUUUAAACAAGUGUGUGUUUGGAAACAUAAACAAUUUUUGGAACUCUGGACUUUCUCAUGGUUAUCAUCAAUCAAACACAAAUAGUUGUCCUAAGUUUAAAUGUCAUUUUUAGGUCCUAGUAAGCUGUACCCAUGUAAGAGCAUUCUUAUUCCUCCCUGUUUAAUUAGUGGGAAAAGUUUAACAAAAUAGGUAGUUAUACUUGUUCUUAUGUCUAUUAGAAUGUGAGGAAAAAACCAAACUUGACUCAUAAGAAAAAAAACCCGUAUGUCUUGCAUGUGUUUUAAUGUAAAUCACAUGUGCCCUACUGGCUUUUUUUUUUAAGUUGCUGUGUAGAAAUUAAUUUAUUAAUUUCAGUAGAUUGUUUCUGAAAAAGUCUUUCAUAAUAGACCUUUUUUCAAAAUAUCUGUAAAUUAAUAUAAGAUUCCAACUUACAGUUUCCAUUUGAGGUGUUAAUGCUUAAUUGCAGUGGUACUGCUGGGGCCAUGCUGCCUCCUAACAAUUUUCGGAUGAUCUGUGAGGGACUCAUUGGAAGGUACAGCGUUUUUGGAUUUUUUUGUCAUAGAAACCUACUAUGUAAUUUCCUUUACAUCACCUUCUCAAGGUUGCUUCUCCACUUGUCACUUUUAUUUAAAAAUUUUAUUUAAUAAGUCUACUUGCUUCUUUAUUUUUCUACUCAUCCCCUAAUUUUUGUAGACUUCUGUUAUAACCAACAUAUAUCUUCCAAGUCUUACUAAAUCUGCAAUGUUCCAUACUCAUAGCAAAGUGAGGAGGAGGGAAGUGCAUUUUCUCACUACUGGGAAAUGAUGUCACAAGGGAAGAAGAGGCCCUCAAUGGAUGGAUGAGGCAAUAUUCUCCAGUUGAAAAGGUGGUGAGAA